This is a messenger RNA of Drosophila hydei, 2081 nucleotides long. Its product is annotated as serendipity locus protein alpha. The record is from RefSeq and is a predicted model, not a curated record. Gene Ontology annotation, cellular component: cytoplasm; catenin complex; membrane. Gene Ontology annotation, molecular function: beta-catenin binding; actin filament binding. Bases 12 to 1769 code for a protein of 585 amino acids. The transcript is spliced from 7 exons. Lineage: Eukaryota; Metazoa; Arthropoda; Insecta; Diptera; Drosophilidae. Gene Ontology annotation, biological process: cellularization; cell-cell adhesion; cell migration.
UUUCUUGAAUAAUGCAACCAUUAAAAGAGCAAUUGGAUGCAUGCCUGCGUAUGCUAGAUUGUAGUAGGGUGAACAAGGGCGACAUAAAUUGGCUAAAUGACUUCUGUGCAAAAUUUUUAAUAUUUGCAAAUAAGUUGCAAAUUUAUAUUAGUAAUCAAAUUGAACCUGAUUCAUUGGAAAUUAUUUGUCUGUGCUUAACGCAAAUACUAAUAUGUGUUCGACAAUUGGAAUGUACAAUUCAAACGGAGGAAUCGAGUGGCUUAAGGAUUCCCGCUAGUCAUUUACAUUUCACUGAUCGCAUCAAAGUUUGCCUCAAUCGACUAUGCAUUUGUCUGCUGUCCACAGUAAAAGGAGCUCCUCAAGAUAACGCCACAGAAGGCGUUUCCUUUCUUAAAUUACUGGAUUCUUUGCUUGACUCGCUUACAGAUUUCACAAGCGAGCAUGUGGAUAAAAGCUUUAUGGAUGUGAAUCUUUUAAGCAAGCAAAUAAAGUGCCAAGUGGAUUUGCUGCUAGGUCAGACGUUGUCCUUUGCCAAUGUGGCUUUGCAACAGGAUAAAAGGGCACUUAGCGCGCUAUGUCAAAGGGUUAUGCGCGAUUGCAGCGCCUUUCAAGAGGAUUGUCUUCUAGCCAGCAACUAUUCCAAUCAAAAAUUGAGAGCCUUAACCUUGGAGCAGGCGCUUUAUCAACUCGAGGAGUAUCUCAACGAGGCUCUCCUACGUUUGGUCUAUACAUGUUUUUUGGAUUUUCAAAGAAUUUCCGUUGAUAAAAUACGUAAUUUAUUGAGGAGCUCAAAUACAGAAGCAGCUGCAGAUGAAUUCAUAGCUGAUUUCGAUGUCAAUUUGGAUCGUGCAACACAAAUUGGCAUAUAUGCCAUAGCUUUUGCGCCCAACUUAAAAGUUAAAACCAUUGUACGCAGCUGUUUGGCUUCCUUUGAAUAUUUGGAUACCAGUUUAAUACCCUCGCUGCAAUCGAAUGCAUCUGAUUUACAUUCCGAACUAUUGGAACAGCACUUCAAGGAGGAAAUGUCAAAAUUUAAGCAAGCUCUGCAAGAGAUAAUAAAUAGUCGCGCCUUUGUCGCAUGUUAUCUGCAAAUAUUGACGAAUGCGCUCAAUUCAAUUGAAAAACAAUUCGACAAGGCGAAACUAGAGGAUCUUUUGCAAAUGGCUUUCUCAAUACUGGAACACUUUCAACUGGAUGUCAAUCGAAAGACUGUACUGCCACAAGGACAUGAACAGCUGCAAAACUUUGUGAAAAUUGUGCGCGAAUGCAAAGCGAUUCUAAUGUGCGCUUCCCAAGUAGAGCCCGAGCGCAUUAUUAAGAGAUUUAAAAUAUUACGCAACAUUCUGCGUAAGUUACACGUGCAUAUUGUCGACGAGGAGAAUAAACCAACUGGUUUCAGGGAAAAAGCGGAGCAGCCUCUGGAGGUUGAAGUGGAAGAAACAACAGACAGUUUGCAAGGUCUAGUAGCCUCUCCAUCACGCAGCAUACUUUACAAUACUCACAAGCAACGCAGUAAAGUGAAUAGCUCUAAGCUGGAAAAUUUUAAUACUGAUCAAAUGCAAUCCGAGUAUCUUAAGUUGAAAGUGCAGAACUGUUUACGCAGAAAGGAAAGCCUACGCACUACGAUGUUUAAGCGUCAUAAUGUUUUUGAAAGCGUCAAGCUUGCCACAAACAAUGAGAGCAACUCAGCGAGUCUGGAAAUUAGUGAAAUACUCAAUCAACUCACAUGCCUAACGUCCAGCUUCAACAAGAGUCUGCAGCCGAAGUAAAGAGAUUUAUUCCGAGCAUCAUAAAUUCCCUUCGUAUACCGCAUUCGUAUUUUUAGUUCGUAUUCGUAUUCAUACUCGCAUUCGUAGUGUUAGUACGCAGUGUUUGUUAUUUAGCUUUGCUUCUGAAGCAUACAAAAAACUUCAAAUAAUAUCAAAGAUAAUUUAUAAAAUCACAUCAAAUAACGUCCAAUAGAAAUUGUUCUAUUAAAACAGCAAGAGCAAGCGUAAAAUUGUGCUAUGCUAAACAUUCGAAUAUCGAUUUAUCCAAGCGAAAGCCAGUUGGACUUGUAGAUACAUAAAUAUACAUAGAUU